CCAGCGCCGGGCGACACGGCGAGGAACGACCAGCAUGGACCCCCAGGCGAAGGACUGCAGCAUCCCAGCGGCGGGGAGCUUCAGCGGGCGCUUGGCCUCUCUGGGAGCCGAAGGGGGUGACUCGGAGUCCGUCGGCGGGUCAGAGGAAGCCGCUGCGGGCUGCUGCAGCGACACGUUCAGCAGCCUGCCGGACAUGGAGCCAGAGGCGCUGGAGGAGAAAUUAAGAGGACUGGCGUUCAGAAAGCAGACCUCGUACCGAAAAGCGAUUUCCCGUUCUGGUCUCCAGCACCUCGGUCCGCCCCAGACACCCCUGUUUCCUGCAUCAAAUGGUCCCAGUAAGGAGCUGUGCACGGCUGUGGACUGGACGGAGAACGCUGUGAACGGGGAUCACCUGUGGAUGGAGACGAGUUGUUCAGGAGAGCUUUGUUAUCUGGGCGAGGACGCCUGCCUGCUAAAGACGGCCAAGUCAGCAUCCAGGAAGAAGUGUGCAGCCUGUAAGAUCGUCGUUCACACUGGAUGCAUGGAGCAGCUAGAAAAGAUCAAUUUCCGAUGUAAGCCCACGUUCAGAGAGGGCGGAUCUCGCUGCCUCAGAGACCAGAACACACUGAGACAUCACUGGGUGCACAGAAGAAGACAAGAAGGGAAGUGCAAACAGUGUGGAAAGAGUUUUCAGCAGAAGUUCUUUCAUAGUAAAGAAAUCAUCGCCAUCAGUUGUUCCUGGUGUAAACAGGCUUUUCACAACAAGGUGACGUGUUUCAUGUUGCAUCAGAUUGAGGAGCCGUGUUCACUUGGGGCCCACGCUGGAGUCAUAGUACCACCAUCCUGGAUCAUCAAAGUCAGGAAACCACAGAGCUCGCUUAAGAACUCUGCCAGGAGGAAAAAACGAACGUCUUUCAAACGAAGGACAAGCAAGAAAGGAAUGGAUGAAUCUAAAUGGCGUCCAUUCAUACUGAAGCCUCUCCCAUCUCCACUCAUGAAGCCCAUUUUGGUUUUUGUCAAUCCCAAGAGUGGGGGGAACCAGGGUGCUAAGGUGUUACAGAUGUUCAUGUGGAUCUUGAACCCACGACAAGUCUUUGACCUGUCUCAAGGCGACCUGCGAGAGGCGUUGGAGUUGUACAGGAAAGUGCCAAAUCUGAGGAUCCUCGCCUGUGGAGGGGAUGGCACGGUGGGGUGGAUCCUUUCAGCUUUGGAUGAGCUGCAGAUGAACCCCCAGCCUCCUGUUGCUGUGCUUCCUCUGGGAACAGGAAAUGACCUCGCCAGGACCCUGAACUGGGGUGGGGGUUAUACAGAUGAGCCGGUGUCUAAGGUUCUGUGUCAAGUGGAGGAUGGUUCAGUGGUACAACUGGACCGGUGGAACCUUCUUGUAGAGAAGAGUGCCGCUCAUCCUGAGGAUGGCACACAGAAGCUGCCUCUGAACGUCUUCAACAACUACUUCAGCCUGGGCUUUGAUGCUCACGUCACUCUGGAGUUUCACGAGUCCAGAGAGGCCAACCCAGAAAAGUUCAACAGUCGCUUCCGCAACAAGAUGUUCUAUGCAGGAGCUGCCUUCUCAGAUUUCCUCCAGAGGAGCUCCAGGGAUUUGUCGAAGCACGUCAGAGUUGUGUGUGAUGGUACAGAUUUAACGCCUAAGAUCCAGGAGCUGAAAUUCCAGUGCAUUGUCUUCUUAAACAUUCCCAGGUAUUGUGCUGGCACCAUGCCGUGGGGAAACACGGGUGACCACAGAGAUUUUGAACCACAGCGCCACGAUGACGGCUGCAUCGAGGUUAUCGGCUUCACCGUGGCCUCACUGGCGGCGCUGCAGGUAGGAGGUCAUGGGGAAAGACUGCACCAGUGCAGAGAAGUCGUACUCACAACCUUCAAGACUGUACCUGUUCAGGUGGACGGGGAGCCGUGUCGCCUUGCUCCCUCCACUCUCCGUAUCUCUCUGCGGAAUCAGGCCAACAUGGUCCAGAAGAGCAAGAGGCGCACGUCCGUCCCCCUGCUCAAUGAUAUUCAGAAGGUGUGUGCAGCUGAUCUGCGCCGCCUCUCUGCUCCCCCCGACUCCUUCUCUGUCCCUCACGCGGUUCCAGAUCGCUUGCGUCUCCGAGUGAAUCGGAUCAGCCUCCAGGAGUACGACAGACUGCAGUACGACAAAGAGCGACUACGGGAUAUCUCAGUCCCAGUAGGCAUUGUGGUUGUGAGGGGGGACUGUGACCUGGAGACAUCCAGACUCUACAUCGACAGAUUGCAAGAGGAUUUACACCAGGCGCCAUCUACUGGCCACAGAGUGCACUAUCAGGAUGAAAGUCGAGGGUUUCCCAGGACUAGUUCCGGCUGCAGACUGUCUGUCAACUGGAGUUUCUUAGACUCGACCUCAGCUGACCGCUUCUACCGCAUCGACAAGGCUCAGGAACACCUUCACUUUGUGACUGAAAUCUGUCAGGAUGAGGUGUUUAUCUUGGACCACGAGGGACCAACGGCGAGCAAGGGUUCAUCCACGGGGAUGCCUGACCUUGUCAGUGAACCUUCGGCUGGUACUCCUUUGAAACCCGAUGAACAAGCUUUACUGACAGCUGCCACAUCUGGAGAUCUUUCUGUGCUGUCCGAGUGCAUUCGCCGUGGCAGCAGCUUGCUGGUUCGAGACCCUGGAGGUUGUUCAGCGUUACACAUAGCUGCACAGAACGGACACACACACCUGGUCAGCUACAUCCUGCAGCAGGGCUCCAAAGUGCUUCUGGACUUAACGGACAGAGAGAAAGGAGAAACGGCGUUACACAAAGCGGCCUCGGAGAAGCAGCAUGAAGUUUGUCGGCUGCUGGUGGAGGCCGGAGCGUCGCUGCAGAAGACCAAUUUCCAGGGGAAGAGGCCGGCAGACCAUGCAGCGGGUGACUCUGAGCUGGCCACCUACCUGAGCGCACAGCAGCAAAGGCCUUCUGACGACUUGGAAACUGCCGUCUGACACACGUGCACGCUCCACCUCUCUUGACUCUGCACGCACGCCGAGAAAAGAAUCUGAG
Thalassophryne amazonica is the source of this 2996-nucleotide messenger RNA. It is a transcript of the gene dgki, whose product is annotated as diacylglycerol kinase, iota. Lineage: Eukaryota; Metazoa; Chordata; Actinopteri; Batrachoidiformes; Batrachoididae. The coding region runs from base 35 to 2938 and encodes 967 amino acids. Gene Ontology annotation, biological process: intracellular signal transduction; lipid phosphorylation; regulation of synaptic transmission, glutamatergic. The transcript is spliced from 34 exons. Gene Ontology annotation, molecular function: protein binding; ATP-dependent diacylglycerol kinase activity. Gene Ontology annotation, cellular component: nucleus. The record is from RefSeq and is a predicted model, not a curated record.